Molecule: messenger RNA, 8086 nt
Organism: Ailuropoda melanoleuca (giant panda)
Lineage: Eukaryota; Metazoa; Chordata; Mammalia; Carnivora; Ursidae
Gene: KCNH7
Product: potassium voltage-gated channel subfamily H member 7
Exons: 17
Coding region: 22-3690 (1222 amino acids)
Biological process (GO): regulation of membrane potential; potassium ion transmembrane transport
Cellular component (GO): plasma membrane
Molecular function (GO): inward rectifier potassium channel activity
Source: RefSeq, a predicted model, not a curated record
CCUCGGAAGACCGGGGUCAACAUGCCUGUUCGCAGGGGGCAUGUGGCACCACAAAACACAUUUUUGGGGACCAUCAUACGGAAAUUUGAAGGGCAAAAUAAAAAAUUUAUCAUUGCAAAUGCUAGAGUGCAAAACUGUGCCAUCAUCUACUGCAAUGAUGGGUUCUGCGAGAUGACUGGUUUCUCCAGGCCAGAUGUCAUGCAAAAGCCGUGCACCUGUGACUUUCUCCAUGGGCCUGAGACCAAGAGGCAUGAUAUUGCCCAGAUUGCCCAGGCAUUGCUGGGGUCAGAGGAGAGGAAAGUGGAGGUUACCUAUUAUCACAAAAAUGGGUCCACUUUCAUCUGUAACACUCACAUAAUACCAGUGAAAAACCAAGAGGGAGUGGCUAUGAUGUUCAUCAUUAAUUUUGAGUAUGUGACAGAUGAGGAAAACGCUGCCUCCCCAGAGAGGGUAAACCCAAUAUUACCAGUCAAAACUGUAAACCGGAAACUUUUUGGGUUCAAAUUUCCUCGUCUGAGAGUUCUCACUUACAGAAAGCAGUCCUUACCACAAGAAGACCCUGAUGUGGUAGUAAUUGAUUCAUCUAAACACAGUGAUGAUUCAGUAGCCAUGAAGCACUUCAAGUCUCCUACAAAAGAGAGCUGCAGCCCCUCCGAAGCUGAUGAUACAAAAGCCUUGAUACAGCCCAGCAAAUGUUCGCCCUUGGUGAAUAUAUCUGGACCUCUUGACCAUUCCUCUCCCAAAAGGCAAUGGGACCGACUCUACCCUGACAUGCUGCAGUCAAGUACCCAGCUGACUCAUUCCAGAUCGAAGGAAAGCAUUUGUAGCAUACGGAGGGCUUCUUCAGUUCACGAUAUAGAAGGAUUCAGUGUCCACCCCAAGAACAUAUUUAGAGACCGACAUGCCAGUGAAGACAAUGGUCGCAAUGUGAAAGGGCCUUUUAAUCAUAUCAAGUCAAGCCUCCUGGGAUCCACGUCAGAUUCAAAUCUCAACAAAUACAGCACCAUUAACAAGAUUCCACAGCUUACCCUGAAUUUUUCAGACGUCAAAACUGAAAAAAAGAAUGCAUCCCCUCCUUCUUCAGAUAAAACCAUUAUUGCUCCCAAGGUUAAAGAUCGAACACACAAUGUGACAGAGAAAGUCACCCAGGUUCUCUCUUUAGGAGCAGAUGUCCUGCCAGAAUAUAAACUGCAGACCCCACGCAUCAACAAGUUUACAAUAUUGCACUACAGCCCCUUCAAGGCAGUCUGGGAUUGGCUUAUUCUGCUCUUGGUCAUAUACACUGCUAUAUUCACGCCCUACUCUGCAGCCUUUCUCCUCAAUGACAGAGAAGAACAGAAAAGACGAGAAUGUGGCUAUUCUUGUAGCCCCUUGAAUGUGGUGGACUUGAUUGUGGACAUUAUGUUCAUCAUAGAUAUUCUAAUAAACUUCAGAACAACGUAUGUAAAUCAGAAUGAAGAAGUGGUAAGUGAUCCGGCCAAAAUAGCGAUACACUACUUCAAAGGCUGGUUCCUGAUUGACAUGGUUGCAGCAAUUCCUUUUGACUUGCUGAUUUUUGGAUCCGGUUCUGAUGAGACGACAACAUUAAUUGGUCUUUUGAAGACAGCUCGACUUCUUCGUCUUGUACGAGUGGCCCGGAAACUUGAUCGAUAUUCAGAGUAUGGCGCUGCUGUUCUAAUGCUCUUAAUGUGCAUAUUUGCCCUGAUAGCUCACUGGCUGGCUUGCAUUUGGUAUGCAAUUGGGAAUGUAGAAAGGCCCUACCUGACAGACAAAAUCGGAUGGUUGGAUUCCUUAGGACAACAAAUCGGGAAACGUUACAAUGACAGUGACUCAAGUUCUGGACCAUCCAUUAAAGACAAAUACGUCACAGCACUUUAUUUUACCUUCAGCAGUUUAACCAGUGUAGGAUUCGGGAAUGUGUCUCCUAACACCAAUUCGGAGAAAAUCUUUUCAAUCUGCGUCAUGUUGAUUGGCUCACUAAUGUAUGCAAGCAUUUUUGGGAAUGUAUCUGCGAUUAUCCAAAGACUAUACUCGGGAACUGCCAGGUACCACAUGCAAAUGCUUCGAGUGAAAGAGUUCAUUCGCUUUCACCAAAUCCCCAACCCUUUGAGGCAACGGCUUGAAGAAUAUUUUCAGCACGCGUGGACGUACACCAAUGGCAUUGACAUGAACAUGGUCCUAAAGGGUUUCCCAGAAUGUUUACAAGCUGACAUUUGUCUACAUCUCAACCAGACUUUGCUACAAAACUGCAAAGCCUUUCGGGGGGCAAGUAAAGGUUGCCUUAGAGCUUUGGCAAUGAAGUUCAAGACGACCCACGCACCUCCAGGAGACACCCUCGUUCACUGUGGGGAUGUCCUCACUGCCCUUUAUUUCUUAUCCAGAGGCUCCAUUGAAAUCCUCAAAGAUGACAUUGUGGUAGCUAUUCUGGGAAGAAGCAUGCUUCAUUGCAUUCCUGAUCUUAGAAUCAGCCUGCCCCAGCUUCUACAGGGAGGAAAAAACGAUAUAUUUGGAGAAAUGGUUCAUCUUUAUGCUAAACCUGGAAAGUCUAAUGCAGAUGUGAGAGCUCUCACAUACUGUGACUUGCAUAAGAUCCAGAGAGAAGACUUGUUAGAAGUUUUGGAUAUGUAUCCUGAGUUUUCCGAUCACUUUCUCACAAACCUAGAAUUGACUUUUAACCUAAGACAUGAGAGUGCAAAGGCUGAUCUCUUACUACGAUCACAAUCCAUGAAUGAUUCUGAAGGAGACAACUGUAAACUACGAAGAAGGAAAUUCUCAUUUGAUAGUGAGGGAGACAAAGAUUUUGGCAAAGGGAGCAGUACAAAUGGUCCUGAAGACUCUGUAGACACCAUAAGACAUUAUCAGAGUUCCAAGAAGCACUUUGAGGAGAAAAAAAGCAGAUCUUCAUCUUUCAUCUCCUCCAUUGAUGAUGAGCAAAAGCCUCUCUUCUCAGGAAUGGCAGAUUCUCCUGCAGGAAUGGGGAAAGCAGCUGGACUCAAUUUUGAAGAAACAGUGCCCAUCUCAGGAAGAAUUCACAUAGAUAAAAGAAGUCACUCUUGCAAAGAUAUCACUGACACGAGAAGCUGGGAGCGAGAAAAUGCACAGACUCAGGCCGAUGAGUCUAGUCCCUCAGCACUCCAGCGAGCUGCCUGGGGCAUCUCUGAAACGGAGAGUGACCUCACUUACGGGGAAGUGGAGCAAAGAUUAGAUUUGCUUCAAGAACAGCUUAACAGACUUGAAUCCCAAAUGACUGCUGACAUCCAGACCAUCUUACAGUUGCUGCAGAAACAAACCCCCGUGGUCCCCCCAGCCUACAGCAUGGUAACUGCUGGCUCAGAGUGUCAGAGGCCCAUCAUCCACCUGAUGAGAACCAGCCACCCCAUAGCGUCCAUCAAGACGGACCAAAGUUUCAGUCCUUCCUCACAAUGUCCUGAAUUUCUAGACCUUGAAAAAUCUAAACUUAAAUCCAAAGAAUCCCUCUCAAGUGGGGUGCAUCUGAACACAGCUUCGGAAGACAACUUGACUUCACUUUUAAAACAAGACAGUGAUCUCUCUUUAGAGCUUCACCCGCGGCAAAGAAAAACUUACCUUCAUCCAAUUAGGCAUCCUUCUUUGACAGAUUCAUCCCUAAGCACUGUAGGAAUCUUGGGUCUUCAUAGGCAUGUUUCUGAUCCUGGUCUUCCGGGGAAAUAAUCAUUUUGUACUAUUUACUCCACAUACAAUGUAAGUGCUUUUAAUGGCUGUAUUCCUUUUUUUGUAUUUAAAUCCUCUCUACUUGACUCAGGGGCUCACAAGAUACCAUUAUAUGCAAAAGUACUGUAUAUUUUCCUAAAUUGAAGCUUGUAAGGUAAAAUUGAGCAAUUAGGAUGUAAAUAUACAUAUGAACUCUUUUGUUCCAAAUGUUCAAACUGCCAGCAUCCCAAGGCAUCUUAUUAUUAUUUUUUUUAAAUCAUGUGCAUGUUAGGAAACUCCAAUUUCUCUUGCAUGGAGACUCCUACUUACUACUUUUACUACCCCAGUAUUUUGUUAUGAAAAUGCCUUCCAAGCAAGUAGGAAACCAAGGAAUAACAUUGUUCAUGGAUGCAAAUCAGGUAAUCCUCAACUCAUGGAAGUUCCAGGGGGAAAAAGAGAACUUAGUCACUUUGAGAACAGAUACCCUUCUGUAUUGAGAUGUUUAUAGAGUUAAUUACAUUCAUUUCACCACACUGGGGGAAAAAAAAAAGUUCUAAAAAAGAUCUAAUCGCGUAGGGAGUCAUCUCCAAAUACAUGAAUAUAGGCCAGCUUUAAUGAGGACAAAAAGGCCUUUCUAUUUAAAAUUCUGUCUCUAAUUUCAUUUACAAACUACCUAAAAUAUUUCUCAAUGGCACAUUUCCUUGAACACUUAGAAACAAGCUUUUUCCUCAUUUUUCUUUUUCUUUUUCUUUCUUUCUUUCUUUUUUUUUUUGAAGGGGGAGGGAAUCUUCUCAAGAACUGCUAAAGCAUGACUGACACAAGCUGAUAUCCAGAGCUUUCCUCUGAUUCAUAUUUUAGGGCAAUCCUGAACUGGAUCAAAAGCGGACGCACAUAGUUCUUUUCAAAAAAUGUGCAUCUUAGUGGAUGUGCAUGGCAAAACUAGCUUCCAUUAAGUGUAUGUUGUCCCAUGGUUUUCUUAUCCCAGCUGUGGAAAAACAAUGUUUUUUUACCUGCCUGUAAAGGAAAUUAACACACCAGCAGUUAAAUCUCAGUUUUGUUCGGUUACUCAAACACAUUUGCUAAUCAAAGAUUAAAUGAAAAUGUAUUAUAUAUGGAUUGGGCCAAAUAUAUUUGGACCCCAGAAUAUCAGAACAUACAAUGGAAUAUAUUUUAAUAUCUUUAACUGUUAGAUUUUUUUGGAGGGAGAAGGAAAUGCCUCUCAUAAAAUCAGGAUACAGAAAAAAAUUGCAAGUUAAGAAUCUGAUUAGUCAAUUUUUAGUCAAGUUUUAUUUCUCAGUUCAUUUGAGUCCAAUUUUAAACUUAUCAUGGACUGAUCCAUUAUACCCUUUCCUUCUGAACAAAAUUUUGAAAUUUUCUGCAAGUUUCUUCAUUCUUUAAUAAUUCUUAUACUCACACGUAUUUUUAAAGAAAUAAUAUACAUUAUUAAAUGGAUUAAUUUCUAUCUCUCCAGGAUAGAAAUGUAAUCUAUUGACUUACCUUUACUUUUGACACUAUUAGUUUCAAAUACAAGCAAUUCAUUUAAAUUUACAAAGCUACUGCACUUUUUAAAACAUGAUUAAAGUGACCUUAAGUUGCUACCCUAUAUAUUUUUAAACAGUCACAUGUGUGGAAGGCAAUCUGUAGACAUGAGCAAAUUCAUAUCCCUGCUAAAUGUUGGAAAAAAACAAAACAAGUGUGUAUGACAAAAUGACCAGUCCAUUCAAUAAAAAACAGAACAAGUUCACCUAGCUUCUCAAACCAUUUGGUGUUAAUGUAGAUACAAAUUUAGGGACUAACUGAUGCUAUCCUUCCUUCAUUCAACAAACAUUUAUGGGUGCUUAGCAGGGGGAAGAAAUGGCUAAAUUUGAUUCAGAGGACUAUUUAGGGAUUUUAUGUCUAUAUUUAGGCACAUUUUUGCAACUGCAACAAAUUUCAUAAAGAUCGCCGGGGAAAUUCAGAAUGAAUUCACAAGAGACUGUUCAUUUGUAGGUAGCGAGGAUUUGGCAGAUGAGGAAUUUAGAUCUGAUUGUAGGAUUAGUGAAUGCUUCAGCUGGAACACUGGUAUGGCAUGCGUAAAAUGCAGUCUUCCACAUAAAGCCUCUAUACUUCUUUAUAAAAAUGGAGCAUGAAGGCACGGAAGAUGGGGAAUAGUGUAUAAGCAUCCCGCUUGUUUAAUUCUAGCAUAACACAAACUGUCUUCCUCUUAAUUCCUCGACAUAAAAGAAUCGCUUGAUAAUAUAAUCCAAGUCUCAGAGAACUGGACAGGAUUAAGAAGAUCCCCUCUUAUAGGCUAUCAGCUUAACAAGAGCCUGAACAAUGUAAAGAUGUGGUUAGUUAGGCAGAAAUGACAGAGGCUCAAUGGUUAAAACGACUUAAUGGAUGACCAAAAAAAUUCUCCUACUUUACAAAAUCUGUCUCCUUGUCCCAGCCAGAGAUCUAACGCCUAAAGUCACUGUCACUUUCCCCACAGCCUGAGCCCUCCAUGUGGGGAUGGUCCUGAGAGGCAGGGGUGACAGCUACAGAGUAGUGUAGCACCGCUCUCCUUCUAGGGAAUUAGAAGCACUAACUUCACUCCUUUUGCUUUCCACCUAAAAAUAAUGUUACCUGGUUCCCAGGCCUAAAUAAAAUGCCCUCUAAAAUCUGAAGUUCAUCUGAGUGAGAUGUUUUCCUGCUGCUAUUAAUUUCUGGGCAGAGAGCUGGAAGUAUCACUUUACCCUGUAGGAGAGUCCCAUAGUCUGAUGAGUUGAUAAGGAAAGGAGAAAUGAAAAAUGCUGAAGCAAUGUGCUUGCAGGAUUUUUAAAUUAAUAAUCACUCAUUCAACAAACACGAGAAGGCAGGGACAAAUUUGGGAUAGCCUAGUUUCUUAGGUACAUGAUAAUGGAAUGGUCAUCGGAGAUGAAUUCUCCCACUCUUCCAGUCACAAGAUACGGAAACCAGGCCAGGGUAGAGCAGCACUGGGUGUGAGGCUGAGUGCAUACGCAUGAGGGUUGCCCUUACAGGUCUUUUUGGAGGUUUAUCUUUAGCCAUGGCUCCAGAAUGCCUAAAAGAACAAUGUCCUUAACCAAAUGUUAUUUAAAAUCCCAUCAUAUAUUAUCAAAGGAUAAAAUUUAUCACCUCAUCAGCAUACCUAAAAUAAUCAUUCUUACGGUAUCUUUCCUUUGAAGGCUUUUCCUGUUUAAAAAAGGGAUGUGGUAGAUCUAGUAUUAAAAAUGAAUCACAACACUGACUAAUUUAUAAUACAGUGGUCUUUAAAUUGCUUAUCCAUGGUUAAAACCAAAAGCAGAUCAAUGUAUUUAAGUAGAUUUCUUACUGCAAGUCGAAAUUUUUAUAAAUUACAAAAAAACUUAUGUUUCUAAUCAUUUUUUUUGGCAGUACAACAAAUGUGUCUGUCAUGUGAGUUUAAAGGCACUUGGAAGACAAAAUGAUGUCCUCACAUGUAGUCCUAGAAUUAGCAGCACUAACACCACUGAGGAACAUGCUAGAAAUUCAUACUUGAGCCCCACCCAGACCUACUCACUCAGAAACUCUGGAGGUGGGACCCGGCAAUCAUCUUUAACAAGCCCUCCCUAUAUGAUCCCAGUAAACACAAAAACUUUGAGAAUCAAUGUAGAUGGGUCUCGGGAUGAGUUUUCCUUAAUAGUUUUGUGACCCUGACCGAUUUCAUUAAUGUCCCUGAGUCCUUUUCCUGAAUUUGUAAAAAUGAGAUAGUGGUAACUGCCUCAAAGAAGCUUAAGAAAUGAGGUAACACAAAGUGCCUGGCACAUAGUAGGUGCCCCAAAACUCUAGAUUCUUUGAUUUUCAUCUGCGAACAUGGUACUAAAAACAAUCAGGAGAACAAUCUUCCACAAUUUAGCUCGUAUAUAAUGUGCUACGUCUCCAGCUAAAUAGCUGUUACCAAGACUGAAGUUUUUGAUUCAGAAAACGCAAGUUGUAGCUUUUGUUUUCUAUAAAUGUAUUUUGCACUAUUAGGUUUAUAGCUUUAAAGUAAAACUUAGUAUUUAUAAUAAUAAAAGCGAGAGUAUGAAUGUCAUUGUUCCAAACCUAUCUACCCUGAAUCAGUGUUAAAUGCCAGGUACGCUAGGUGAUCUGUUGAAGUCGGUACAAGUAGCACGUGGUCUGUAAAGACCGGCUCACCGGGGAAGCCCCUCUUUAGAUCCACGAUAUUGUUCCCACAUGCAUAUUUGAACAUGCAUUUUCGAAAUACGCUUUCGAAAGAAAAUACACUAUUUUUUCAGAAAAUAGAAUGUAUAGUUGUGGCGGUUCUUGGCAGGCGUCUAGGCCCACUUCGUCAUGCACAGAUCCGUCACCCGGACAACCCGCCCCAGUCCAGCGUUCAGUGGUAGAAAUGGCAGAGACCCGGGGUGCUACACCUGAGUUCGAAUCCCACUUGCUCCACUUACUUUCAAGACAAAGCCUC